AUGAAUAAAGUUCAAUUGAUUUUAUUGAUAUUUUUGAGUUUAUUCAACCAAAUCAAUGGAUUUUAUUUACCAGGGGUUGCACCAACUAAUUAUAAAAAGGGUGAAACUAUACCAUUAUUAGUUAAUCAUUUGACACCUUCAUUACAUGUCACCCCUGAUUCAAAGACUUAUGUAUAUUCAUAUGAUUAUUAUUAUCCAAAAUUCCAUUUCUGUCAACCAAGUGGUGGUCCAAAGAAACAAAGUGAAAGUUUAGGUUCGAUUAUCUUUGGUGAUAGAAUUUUCAAUUCCCCUUUUGAGAUUAAAAUGUUAGAAGAUGUUAAUUGUAAGAGAUUAUGUAGCUCAAUUUAUUCAAAAACUGAUUCAGUUUUCGUUAACAGAAACAUUAGAGCUGGUUACAGUUACAAUUGGAUCGUUGAUGGGUUACCCGUUGCCCAUCAUGUUGAAGAAAGAAGAACUAAAAGUCAAUUUUAUGGUUUAGGUUUCAAUAUUGGUGAAGUUGAUGAAAGUAGCUUUGCCCAUAUUUACAAUCAUUUUGAAAUUAAGAUUGAAUACCAUAAACGUGAUGAAAAUAACUUAAGAGUUGUUGGAGUCACUGUUGUUCCUUAUUCUUAUGAUAGAAAUGGAUUACCUGAAGAUGCUGAAGAAAACGAAUUAUGUAAUCCUGAAUUGAAAUUCAUUGCAUUGAAUAAAAAUGAAGAAACCAAAGUUCAAUUCACUUAUUCUGUUUCUUUCACAGAAAGUAAAACUGCUUGGGCUACUAGAUGGGAUAAAUAUUUACAUGUUUAUGAUCCAAAAAUUCAAUGGUUUUCAUUAAUUAACUUUUCAUUGAUUGUUAUCAUUUUAGGAGUUACUAUGGCCCAUAUUUUAUUAAGAACUUUAAGAAAUGAUAUUGUCAAAUAUAACGAAAUUAAUUUAGAUGAUGAUAUUUCUGAUGAAAGUGGUUGGAAAUUAGUUAAUGGUGAUGUUUUCCGUGCACCAAAAAACAAAUUAAUCUUAUCAGUAUUAAUUGGUAGUGGUAUUCAAAUCUUCUGUAUGAUUUUAGUUACCAUUGUUUUUGCAUUAUUAGGUAUAUUAUCACCAUCAAACAGAGGUUCAUUAUCAACUUUUAUGUUUAUGUUAUAUAUCUUUUUCAGUUUAGUUUCAUCAUUCGUUUCAAGUUAUAUUUAUAGAUUCUUUGGAGGUGAAAACUGGAAAUUAAAUAUGAUUCUUAAUCCUUUAUUAGUUCCAGGUUCAUUAUUUAUGAUUUUCAUUUUGUUGAACUUCUUCUUGGUUUAUGUUCAAUCAUCAGGUGCUAUUCCAUUAGGAACUAUGUUAGCCAUUAUUGUUAUUUGGUUCUUAAUCUCAAUUCCAUUAUCAAUAGUCGGUUCAUUAUUAUCGUUCAAGAGACCAUUAUUAACUAUUCCUGUUAAAGUUAAUCAAAUUCCAAGACAAAUUCCAACUCAACCAUGGUAUUUUAAAUCAGUUUCAUUAUCAUUGAUUUCAGGUAUUUUCCCCUUUGGAUCAAUCGCAGUUGAAAUGUAUUUCAUUUAUACCUCAUUAUGGUUUAACAGAAUUUUCUAUAUGUUUGGAUUUUUAUUCUUUUGUUUCAUUUUGAUGAUUAUGACAACUUCAUUGAUUUCAGUAUUGAUGAUUUAUUAUUUAUUAUGUUCUGAAAAUUAUAAAUGGCAUUGGAAAUCCAUGUUUAUUGGUGGAGGUUGUGCAAUUUAUGUAUUCUUACAUUCAUUGUUCUUGAUUGGUGGUCAAAAUUUAGGUAAUUUCACUUCAAUCAUUUUAUAUAUUGGUUAUUCAAUUGUUAUUUCAUCAUUUGUCUUCAUUUGUUGUGGAUCAAUUGGGUUUAUCAGUUGUUUCAUCUUUAUCAGAAAAAUUUAUGCUCAAAUCAAAAUCGAUUAG
Messenger RNA from Yamadazyma jaroonii, 1890 nucleotides. The record is from the annotation of a GenBank genome assembly. NCBI's taxonomy places the organism in Eukaryota, Fungi, Ascomycota, Pichiomycetes, Serinales, Debaryomycetaceae.